This is a messenger RNA of Populus euphratica (Euphrates poplar), 1513 nucleotides long. Its product is annotated as ABSCISIC ACID-INSENSITIVE 5-like protein 2. Gene Ontology annotation, biological process: positive regulation of DNA-templated transcription. NCBI's taxonomy places the organism in Eukaryota, Viridiplantae, Streptophyta, Magnoliopsida, Malpighiales, Salicaceae. The record is from RefSeq and is a predicted model, not a curated record. Gene Ontology annotation, molecular function: DNA-binding transcription factor activity. Bases 275 to 1261 code for a protein of 328 amino acids. The transcript is spliced from 3 exons. Gene Ontology annotation, cellular component: nucleus.
GUUUUCGGAAGUUUUUAGAAUUUGAGUUCUCUCUCCUACUUUCUCUCUCUAAAUGUGAAUGUAUAAUUAUCAGCUGAUUUUCACCUGAAAUCAACAACAGCAACACAAAAAAUCCCCUCUUUGAAGUCACUUAACUCAUUCGUGGAUCACAAAAGUUCUGAUUUGGGGUGAGUUUGAGGAUCGGAUCAUUGUGGUUCAUAGACAAGAUUAGGGUUUAGAGAGUUUGUAUGGAUUUUUAGUUUUAAAUUUGGAAUGUUUAGGUGAAGGUUGUUGAAUGGGAAUGCAGACAAUGGGAUCUCAAGGUGAUGGUAGUAGACAUCAUAAGCAAUCUCAGUUCCAGCCAUUGUCACGGCAAAACACAAUGUACAGUCUUACUCUUGAUGAGGUUCAAAAUCAGUUGGGUGACUUGGGAAAACCCCUAAGCAGCAUGAAUCUUGAUGAACUUCUCAAAAACGUGUGGACAGUGGAGGCUAACCAGACAGUGGAGGCUAACCGGACUACAGGUUUGGAAGUGGAGGGCACACCAUUCACCAAUCAAACUGCUCUGCAACGUCAGGCAAGCAUAUCAUUAACUAGUCCUCUGAGCAAGAAGACAGUUGAUGAGGUCUGGAAAGACAUCCAACAAAGCAAACAUGAUGGGGAGAUGAAGUCUAGGGAGCGGCAGCCUACUCUGGGAGAGAUGACUUUGGAGGAUUUCUUGGUAAAAGCAGGAGUUGUAGCUGAAGCAUCUGUGGACAAGAAAGAUGGUGGUUCUGUUGUUGCGGUUGAUACACAUGCAGCACAACAGUUUCUGCAACAAAGUCAAUGGGUGCAAUACCCACCACAUCCACAGUAUCACCAUCCACAACAAAGCAUGAUGGGGGUUUAUAUGCCAGGCCGGCCUAUGCCACAGCCACUUCACAUGGGGGCUGGUUCUAUGGUGGAUGUUUCAUACCCAGAGAACCAGGUGACGUUACCUCCACCCUUGAUGGGGACUUUAUCAGAUACACAGACACCUGCAAGAAAAAGAGGUGUGCCAGAGGAUAUGAUUGGGAAAACAGUUGAGAGGAGGCAGAAGAGGAUGAUAAAGAACCGCGAAUCUGCCGCCCGUUCACGAGCACGGAAGCAGGCUUACACAAAUGAGCUGGAGAACAAAGUUUCUCGGCUGGAAGAGGAAAAUGAAAGGCUAAGGAAACAAAGGGAGCUUGAGAAUAUGUUGCCAUGUGCCCCUCUCCCCGAGCCCAAGUAUCAGCUUCGCAGAACAGCAUCAGCCCCAUUCUGACUGUGUUGAAGUUUUGUAGAUAUGAUGCAUUUCUGGUUUUAGCUCAUAAUUUACUCUUUGGCCCCUCUAGAAGCAGCUGUUUGUCACGGUUACUGCUGUGAGUUUGCUUCUCAUCUUCGUGAGUAUUUUCUUGUAUCUAUUCUGUGAAAAGCUGGUUAGAAAUUUUCAUUUGUAAGAUUUUUCAAAAGAAUGUUAGUUGGUUCUUUUCCAUAUGGUCAGUAUACUUUUCUAGCUUCUUUCAGCCUCACAAUA